UUAUUGUCCCCAUUAUAUAAUUUUCACCUGUAAAAUAAGAAAGGUAAUUCUAGGGUUUGAAAGAGUUGAGUAGUUUAGUGAGAAUUCGAAGCCAAAAAAACUGCAAUUUUGAAUCCAGUUCAUUUGCUAAACGAUCAUUUUCUCUUCGCCAGGAUCUUGAGUAUGGCAGGGAGAAACCGUUUACCUCGCCAGCCUGAGGGUUUCCGAGGUUUUCGUGAUGGACCCCAGCCUGUACUGCAUCGAGGACCAGGACCCCUUCCUCUUCACCCUGCUGCAAUGGAAGAGGAGCUCGAAAUCCAACAUAGAGAUAUUCAGAAGAUUCUUGCCGAGAAUAGACAUGUAGUUGAUGAAAACGUGAUGCUUCAGAGGGAAUUGGAAGCCACAAAGGACGAGAUUCGUAGAUUAGGUCAUGUCAUUCCCCAACUUCGUGCUGACAGAGAAGUACAGGCUAGGGAGUUGAUUGAGAGGGGAUUGAAGCUAGAAGCUGAGCUUCAUGCUGUUGAGCCUCUGAGGACAGAGGUUAUGCAGUUAAGGGCCGAAGCACAGAAAUUAAAUGCUUUACGGCAGGAUUUGUCAGGCCAAGUUCAAACUCUCACAAAGGACAUUUCUCGAUUGAAAACUGAGAAUCAGCAGCUAAAUGAUCUGAAAGCUGAUAUUGAUGGGCUGCACAAACAGCUAUUAGAAACCAGGAGAGCUUUUGAAUAUGAGAAGAAAGCAAAUGAGGAACAGGUGGAACAAAAGCAAGCUAUGGAGAAAAACCUUGUUUCCAUGGCUCGGGAAAUAGAAAAGCUACGAGCAGAGCAAAUGACUGUAGAGAGAGGAGCUCGUGGACUUGGUCCUGGGGGUUAUGGAAUGUUCAGUGGAAGCCCUGAAAUGAGAUAUGCAGGCAGUGCCUAUGGUGAUAUGUAUGGUGGUGGAGGUUGGGGAACGUAUGAUAAGCGUGGACCUCCCCGACGUUGAUCUGAUGUAGAGAUGCUGUGGUGGUUGGAUUUGUGUUUCUUGGCAACUGCUUUAGUAAAUUUCACCUUGGUACAGUGUUUACCGUUGUACUUUGCGACUUCAGAAUGCAUUCUUUAACCUUUCGACUAAAAUCAAUUCUGCUUUAUUAGAAUGGUAUUUCUUGGUUGUUGAAUUUGUGCAAAACUUUGGGUGGUAACUGUGGCCUUGAAAAUCGCAGGUUUUACGAAGGAAAAUUGUGGUUAACAUAUAUGCUUAUAAUGCCAUUUAUCCUCAUUGAUUGAUA
Camellia sinensis is the source of this 1243-nucleotide messenger RNA. RefSeq names its product protein FLX-like 3. NCBI's taxonomy places the organism in Eukaryota, Viridiplantae, Streptophyta, Magnoliopsida, Ericales, Theaceae. The record is from RefSeq and is a predicted model, not a curated record.